AUGGGCUCCGGCGCUUGGCUCCGGCUCCUCCUCACCCUCGGAGCUCUUUGGGGAAUCGGAGCCAGGGAAAAGGUGCUGGGAAUUCUGGGGGAGGCGACGCUCCUGCGGAUCCCCCACGAGCUCCGGGAACGCACCGAGGAAUUCGGGGAAGCCUCCUGGAAAAAAACCAUGGAGGAGCCGCUGAAGAAGAAAUUCCUGCUGAAGAUUUCCGGCGGGAAUUACACGGAGUUCGAGCCGGAGCGGAUGCGUUUCCACAAGGAGGACUUUUCCCUGGAAAUCCUCAACACCAGCCGGGAUGAUCAGCGGCUCUACGAGUACAGCGUCAGCAAGGGGCCGGAGGAGGAGGUCUGGCAGAUCCAGCUGGAAGUGUUCGAGCCGGUGGCCGAUCCCAUCAUCCGGAUCCUCCGUCGGGAAUCCUCCAACGGCAGCUGCUCCCUGGAGCUGCGCUGCUCCUCGGAGCGGGGGGACGAGGUUUCCUACAGCUGGGCCAGCCGGGACAACGGCACCGGGGGGAUCUGCGCCGGCAGCGGCGGCGGCCUGAACCUGUCGUACGCGCUGCGGAGCGCGGCCUUCGGCUGCGUCUGCACCGCCAGCAACGCCGUCAGCCGCCGCCACGCCGCCUUCCACGCCGAGCAGUGCGGCUCUGAGCACUGGGAUGUCCCCAGGGUGAGGACAGAGCUCCUGGUGCCUCUGGUGGUGCUCGGUGUCAUCAUCAUCAUCAUCAUCAUCGUGGUCAUUGUCACCUUCAGGGCCACCCGCUCGGCCAAAUGUGACCCAGACCCCUCCCAGGUCACCCCGGACCCCACCCAGGUCACCCCCGCCAGCGCCACCAUCUACGCCCAGGUGCAGCGGGUGCAGGGAGAAUAA
Molecule: messenger RNA, 867 nt
Organism: Lonchura striata (white-rumped munia)
Lineage: Eukaryota; Metazoa; Chordata; Aves; Passeriformes; Estrildidae
Source: RefSeq, a predicted model, not a curated record